Molecule: messenger RNA, 334 nt
Organism: Drosophila suzukii
Lineage: Eukaryota; Metazoa; Arthropoda; Insecta; Diptera; Drosophilidae
Source: RefSeq, a predicted model, not a curated record
GAUAUGGUCUUGCCCCGGCUGCAGUUGGUUCUACUUAUCCUUGGCCUGAAAGCCAUGUGGGGCUCUUUGCUGCAAAUCGAUUGGCCAAAACGACAGUUGGACUGGUGGCAGAAACAGUACUAUCAAUCAUCAUGGAAACAAAGGCUGCGGUUUACGACUACCCCGAAGCCAGGAGCCACUCCCGAAUCUGUUGAAACCAGAUUGGUGUACCCAUGCUACUGCUACAAACCAUCCCUCGAGGGUUUGGCCACUGCCAGUCCAGUGGAGAGGAGAAUGAUUGAGCCCAAGGAGCUGUUCUACUUAAAUAAAUAGUAUUUAUGGUACACUAAAAUUA